AUGAGGUAUUCUUUAUGGAAUAAUUAGUGAGGAAAACAAAUAAGAAUAACAAAUAGUUUUUACUGUAAUAGAAGAGGGCUAUUUUGAUUAGUUACUCAAAAGAGUACUAAGAAAAACCUAAGAACCCUAACAUCCAAUAUCAUUGAAGGAUGCUCAAGCUAUAGUAAAUACUAUUUCUCGCUCUUCAGAUUUAUAGUCUAUUAAAGAUUUAGGAUUUAAAGAUUUUGUUGGAUACUUAUAAUCCAUAAGAGAUGUUUAUAUGGAGUAUAGAAAAAAUCAAAAAAAAGUAUAAUAAUCAGAUAUACCUGAUGAUUUAGAUGAAAUGGUUAUAGAUUGUUAUAAGACAGUGCCUGGAUAUUUUUUUGAUUAACCAUUCAGAUUCAACUAUCAAUUAUUUUCAUUAGGCAAAGAUAAAAUAAAUCAGUAUUUAGAAGAGAUUAAAGAUCAUUUAGAUGAUGUAGAGAUUACUUUAUUUUUUUAAAUCAAUUCUCGUUUUGAUAAUUUUUUAACUAUUGUAUUAAAUUUGAAUGAAAUGAAUUAAAUUAUUGAUUAGAAUAUUAAAAAAGUUAAGAGAAUACGAGAAAUUUAUAGUAUAACAAGAUAGCAUAUGAUUAAAAAAAGCACUGAAAUCACUAGGAAAAAACAAGUAAUAAUUUUAUAUAGUUUAGACUAUUGAAAAAGUUGAAAACAUUUUAUUCAUUCUUAAACGUGUUUAAUCAAUUUAAAAAAGUUUUAUUACAUUAACAGAACUAAUAAAUACUAAAAAAUAUUCCUAAGCAGUUUAAUUACUAAAAGUAAGUGAAUAAACAUAUUAAUCAAUUAAAUCAUUAUCAAGUUUAAAAUUCAUACCCUAAAAAUUAGAAUAAUUUUAAAAAAAUCUAUUAAUUACAAUUUAAAAUCAUCUUUUAUCAAUUAUGCUUACUUAAAUGACAACUUUAUUAACACCAAAUAAAUAACUUAUAAAUUAACUAACACAUUAAUUAAAUGAUCAUGAUGAUUCAGUCCUUGCAAAUUCAUAUGUAAAUGAUAGCUGGUUUGAAUAAUAACAAUAAUCUAUUAUUUCAAUCAAUAAACAAUCAGAUGACAGUUUUAUUAAAACUCUUUUAUCUUCUUCUGGUAUAAUUGAUAUGGGCGAUAAAAUAUUUAAAUAAAAAGUCAUGGAAGAAUUACAAGGAUACUAUUAAGAAUUUCUCAUAGCAAUUAAGAACUUUUUUAAUCAAGAGGAUUCUCAAUUAUAAACUAAAUUUGAUGAAUAGUCUAUUAUGGAAUAAAUAUCUUAAUCUAUGGAAGAAUAACCAUUAAAUAUCUUUAUAAAAAUAGUUUAAUUUUUUUCAGAGAAUUUAAAAAAAACAAUAAAUCUUUAAAUUGCACUUGCUUAAUCAAUUGCUAAAAAUGUAUUGGAUUAACCAAAACACAUGGAAAUAAUUGAAGAACAUUUUUCUAUUCCUGUAGCUAUGUUAAAAUUUGCUAAUGAAAAAGUAGCCUUAUUAUUAUCAUCAAAAAGAAUUGCAUCUGAAUCUUCAGUUAAAGAUUUUAUAGAUUUACUUUAGGUUUAUAAAUUUUGGGAUUAAUUUUAUUAAUAAGAAAUGUCUAGAAUGAAUGAAGAUUUACAAAUUAAUGAUAAAAUAAUGUAAAAAAUUAGAGGAUAAUAUUAAAAAUGCUCUAUUAAUUAAUUAAUUUAUAUGAGAAGUGCUUAAGAAAAGCAAUUUCUCUAAAAUUUUCAUAAAGAGAAGAAAACACAAUUAAAUAAAUAUCUAGAGAAUGAAAUGUGGUUAGCUUCUGAUGUAUCUUUUGACAAUUAUGAAAUAAUUACUUAUUUAUUAGAUUUAGAAGAUUUGAAACAAGUAGAAUAGUUAGAUGAAAGUAUUCUCCUUAAUAAUAGUACAAUGGCAGGAAAAAAUUUAUUACCUUCAUAUGUAAAUAAUUAACACUUUAAAAUUAUAAAAACUGAAAUUAUCAUUUUAAAAGAUAAUUCAAAAUAUAAGGUAACACAAGCAUUCUUAUUUUUUUUAUAAGCUAUAAGUUAGUAUAUGCAUUUAUUUGAAUCAUAUUCAAUAAUUAAUUAUGAGUAAGCAUAAAAAUUAGUUGAACUAAUUAAAAGCUAUAAUUCUUUAUCUACUUAAUAUAUUUUAGGAGCUGGGGCAGUUCAUUUUGGUAAAAUAUCAACAAUUACAGCUAAAAAUUUAGCUAUAUCAUCAAUAUGUUUGAGACUCUUUUUAUACUUAUUAGAACCUUUAUCUAACAAAUUAUUUAAAAUAAUUAAAUAAUAAAUAAGUUAAUAAUAAUAAAAUGAAUUUUCAAACUUAAAUCAAAUCUAGAAUGAUUUUGCAACAAUCAAGGUGGAUUAUGAAAAUCAUAAUGCUGAAGUAAUGGCCAAGUUAACUACUAUUGUAUAAGAUAGAUUUUAUAAACAUUUUGAAGAUAUUGCUAAAUUAGAUUGGAAUGUAUUAUAUUAUAUAUUUUAUUAAUCAUAUAGGAUUCCUAAACUAAAAUUACUGUUCCAACUAAAAUGACUAAUUAAAUUUGUUAGAAUACAAGAUCAUUAUAUGUGGCGAUUGAGGAUAUUAUUACAAAAUACGAUCUUUGUUAUGUUUUUGGUCAUAUUGUUUCAAUACUUAAUUCAGAUUUUGUCAAAAUAUUCAGAUAACUUAAUAUUACUUCUAAGUAAGAGUAUUUUUGAUCAUUUUAGAAUAGGAUUUACAAGAAUAAAAGAAGAAUUAGACUAUUUUAUGAAUUCUUUGAAAGAAAUAGGAUAGUUGCCAUAAAUAUUAGCAGAUUAAUAUUAAAAUUUAGAAUCAGAAAUCACUGUAGUGAUAGAAAGUAAGUAGCAAUGA
This is a messenger RNA of Paramecium sonneborni, 2834 nucleotides long. NCBI's taxonomy places the organism in Eukaryota, Ciliophora, Oligohymenophorea, Peniculida, Parameciidae. The record is from the annotation of a GenBank genome assembly.